AUGGGUGCUAGAAGUUCGAGUGAAUUUGCUAUCCCUGAUGUUACUUUCUCUGGGAAGGAGAGUUUUUUGGAGUUUAAAAAUUUUUAUUCUGUUAUUCAAGUUCAUUUAGUUUGCCGUAGUAUUGUUAUCCCUAGAGAACAGGUUUUAUUUACUGCUUUACAUUUUCGUGAUUCUGCUGCAAGAUGGUUUUUAACUUGGUUGAAAAAUCAUGAUGUUAAUGAAGGUUUAUUGACUUUCCUAAAACAUUUCAUUAACCAGUUUUAUGAUUAUGUUGACAAAGAAAAAUUGAAUAACAUACGAAGCUAUAUUGAUUCAAAUUUUGAAAAUUCCUUAAGGAUAUCAUCAAGUCAAUAUGAUUCUAAAGAUAGUUCUGAUUUACUUAUCAUAGGUUCUACUCCUCAAUCUUUAUCUUCAAACUCAUUAGAUGAUUUGACCUGUGUUGAAAAUUCAUUUGUAGAUAAUAAAAAUGAUAAAAAAAAGAAGCAACAUUCAGGUGCUGUUGAUGAUACAAACAAUCUAAAAGAAACUAUCUCCAAAGCAAAAAGUGAAAAAUUCCAAGAAUCAAAGAGUAUACAUGAAAAUGUUGAUUAUACCAAUAAGCAAAAUGAAAAGAAAAAUAUAACAGAGAAAAGGAAUUCUACUAAGAAUAAGGAUCAAAGAUCCAAUGAGCUUGGUGCCAAUAAUAAAGGCAGAGUUUCUAUCGAAGAUGAUAAGGUUCAAACUAAUAAGUUAGAAUAUGGUACAUCAAAAAGAGUCUUCGAAUUGAAAAAUGCGUUUGAAGAAGGAACCGUUUCCAGUAACAGAUCCCAAAAUAUUGGCCAAACCACUAAACCCGCAAAAGUUAUAGAAGAGAAAAUUAAAAUGACUGAGACUAUAAAUGCCACCAAUACAACUUCCAAACUAGAGGAAAUGAAUGAAGCUAAAACUAUUGAUGAAAUCGUAACCAAUGUAGAUCAACAAGUCGUGAUAAAACAGGAAGCAAAACGUCUUGUAUUUAGUACCACCGAUGAUUCAGUUUCAAAUAUAUUGAACAGUGACAACAAUAAUGCCAAGUUAAGACAACCUGAAAAGAAUAGUAUCACCGAGUCCGCUGUGACUUCGAAGGUAAAAGAAGAAGAAGCGCAAUCAAGUAGAAUCAAUCUUGAUUGCAGGUCAAAAGAAAAAGCCCAAAAAGAAGAAAUAGAUCCUUCUCUAAAGGAAGAUAAUAGUGCGGGUACUAUUUCUAAACCAAAAAACAGUAUUGCUAAUAUUGAACCAUUUUUCCCUGGCAAAAAUGUCGAAACAAAGAAGAAUUCAACAGAAUUUAGUAAUAUACAUGACAUGGCUAAUACAUCUAGUGGUUAUAAUAAUGGUGCAUUUACUUUAACAGGCUUCCAAGAUACCUAUGCUCAGAACCAAAUCUUGAAUGUCGUUCCAUUUUAUCCAAAAUCAUCAGUUGGAGAAAGUACAAAACUGGCCGGACCCUCAUCUGAAACUACUAAACCAUCUAUUCUUGAAAAAGAGGAUUCAAUUAUGAUUGGUAAUAAAACAACUGAAACUAAUAUCAGAAGUAGAUAUGGCGUACAGUCAUCUGAGUCUUUCACAAAAAUUGACAGCGUUAGUGAAGUUGAAGAAAUAUCAAGAAAAGAAAAGCAAAGCCAUGAACUCAAUGUUCAAGAUAAGAAAACUGAAUUAGUUGAAAUAUCUCGAAAGGAUUCUAUUACAGGUAGAGAGAACUCUAAAGCAACUGUAAAAUUGGAGAAUACUUCAUCUAAUAGUUUACCAUCAAAAAGAGCUGAAAAUUCAAAUAAUUCUACUUUUCCUAGAUCUCCGCCAUCAAAUGAAUUUAAGCAAAAUAAAUAUCAACCUUCAUUUCUAGGAACUGGGUCCAACAGCAUUAAAUUAGGCACUAGAUCAAAUAUAUUUGGUAAUAUGGAGGAGAGACGGUUUACUGAUAAUGCGAGGCAGAAUGCCACAAGCUCAUCACCAAGGAAUGGUCGCAAUGAAAAGUAUUCUUUUAGUAAACCAAUUUAUGGUGACAGAAAAAGUUCAGAUAGAAAUAAAAAGAUGAGAGGCAUGUCUUUAAAGAAAAAACCUUUAACAGCCUUUGAACGUUUAUGCCAGUCCAAAGGAAUUUGUCCAAAAUGUGAAAUGCCUUUAUCUGUAAGACGCUUUUGCCAUUCAGAUAGAGAGCAAAGACCAGAUAUGCAAUGGAAGUCAAAUUCCAAUGCCUGGUAG
Molecule: messenger RNA, 2217 nt
Organism: Vanderwaltozyma polyspora DSM 70294
Lineage: Eukaryota; Fungi; Ascomycota; Saccharomycetes; Saccharomycetales; Saccharomycetaceae
Exons: 1
Coding region: 1-2217 (738 amino acids)
Source: RefSeq, a predicted model, not a curated record